Molecule: messenger RNA, 1279 nt
Organism: Mus pahari (shrew mouse)
Lineage: Eukaryota; Metazoa; Chordata; Mammalia; Rodentia; Muridae
Gene: Atoh7
Product: atonal bHLH transcription factor 7
Exons: 2
Coding region: 383-772 (129 amino acids)
Molecular function (GO): protein dimerization activity
Source: RefSeq, a predicted model, not a curated record
ACAUCUUCUGCAAGCGGUCCAAGUGCUCCUGACCUAGCUGAGCUUCUGGGAAGAUUUCGUCACCCCGAAAAGCAGUCUCAGGCUUUCCCAGAGAACUGGAAAGGCUUUCUUCCCCCCUACCCCCAAGAACGAUCCGCUGCAAACUGCAAGAAAGUUUCCUCCUCGUUCAACUUCACGAGUUUGGGGUGGGGUGGGGAGGAAUGACUUUUUCCUGAGCAUCACUUCCACUGCAUCUGGGCAAGGGAAAGGACAUCAGCCUGGCUACCCAGCAGAACCCAAGGCAGGGUCCCACACAGUGUCCUCUGGCCACUAACUGACUGCACGUGAGUCGCUCCGUCUGUGUCUUACUCACUCCUGGGAGCCCCGCAAAGCGGCAGCGUGGAUGAAGUCGGCCUGCAGACCCCACGGCCCUCCGGCGGGAGCGCGCGGCGCGCCCCCGUGCGCGGGCACAGCCGAGCGCGCGGUCUCGUGCGCGGGGCCCGGGCGGCUGGAGAGCGCGGCGCGCAGGCGCCUGGCGGCCAACGCGCGCGAGCGGCGUCGCAUGCAGGGGCUGAACACGGCGUUCGACCGGCUGCGCCGGGUGGUGCCGCAGUGGGGCCAGGACAAGAAGCUGUCCAAGUACGAGACACUGCAGAUGGCGCUCAGCUACAUCGUCGCGCUCACCCGCAUCCUAGCCGAAGCCGAGCGGGACUGGGUGGGGCUGCGCUGCGAGCAGCGGGGCCGCGAUCACCCCUACCUCCCAUUCCCGGGUGCUAGGCUCCAGGUUUCGUGAGUGGACAUCACGAAUGACUUUGGACUGCUGUGAAAAUAAUGCUCUGUUCCUUUUAGCCUAAGACACAGGACUGGGGUCUAGCCGAGUUGGUAGAGGGCUUGUCUUGCAUGUAUAAAAGUGGGUUGAGUCCCAGCUGCCGCGUAGGCAGAGCAUGGUGAUGCACGGCCUGCAAUCCUAGCGUCAUUCAGGAGGUGGAGAAAUAUAUAUAUAAGAUCCCGUGUCAAAAAAAAAAAAAAAAUGAAUAAGACUGGUACUAAACCAUCAGACUUACCUUCUUAAACUUUGCAAGUUUGUCCUCAUUGGGAGAAGUUAUAUUAUGUGAAUUAUGUUCUGAGCAGCUACCUUGUGGUGUAAAUGCAUUUAUGCUCCAUAUAUUGUGUGUGCAUGCAUCAGGUAGAGUAAGACUUUUUUUUUUCCAGGUCGAGGGUUGGGUUGGUAGAGUACUUGGGCAUGAGUGCUCUGUAUUUUUUUAACUGUACACAUUAAAAUAUAGAUUUUGUAAAAUAC